Molecule: messenger RNA, 3466 nt
Organism: Oryzias melastigma (Indian medaka)
Lineage: Eukaryota; Metazoa; Chordata; Actinopteri; Beloniformes; Adrianichthyidae
Gene: zdhhc17
Product: zinc finger DHHC-type palmitoyltransferase 17
Exons: 17
Coding region: 1-1869 (622 amino acids)
Biological process (GO): protein palmitoylation
Cellular component (GO): Golgi membrane
Molecular function (GO): protein binding; palmitoyltransferase activity
Source: RefSeq, a predicted model, not a curated record
AUGGCCGAGGCUAUGGAGGAAUAUGAGAAAGAGGCCGGUUGCGUCCCGAUCCUCCACCCCGAGGAAAUCAAGCCCCAGACUCACUACAACCACGGCUACAGUGAGAACGUCAGCCGCAAGAACCAUGUGGACGACUACAGUACCUGGGACAUCGUCAAAGCCACACAGUAUGGGAUCUUCGAGCGCUGCCGGGAGCUGGUGGAGGCGGGCUUCGACGUUCGGCAGCCGGACAAAGAAAACGUUACGCUCCUCCACUGGGCCGCCAUCAACAACAGGAUAGACCUAGUCAAAUACUACAUCUCAAAGGGCGCCAUCGUGGACCAGUUAGGAGGAGACCUCAACUCCACACCUCUGCACUGGGCCACCAGACAAGGCCAUCUCUCCAUGGUGGUGCAGCUCAUGAAAUAUGGCGCAGACCCGUCGCUGAUCGAUGGCGAGGGAUGCAGCUGCGUCCAUUUGGCAGCUCAGUUUGGCCACACCUCAAUUGUGGCUUACCUUAUUGCCAAGGGGCAGGAUGUGGAUAUGAUGGAUCAGAACGGCAUGACUCCUCUGAUGUGGGCGGCCUACAGAACACACAGCGUGGAUCCCACACGGCUGCUCCUGACCUUCAACGUCUCUGUCAACCUGGGGGACAAAUAUCACAAGAACACGGCGCUGCACUGGGCCGUACUGGCGGGCAACACCACCGUCAUCAGCCUGCUGCUGGACGCCAAUGCCAACGUGGAUGCGCAGAACAUCAAAGGUGAAACACCGCUGGACCUCGCCAAACAAAGGAAGAAUGUCUGGAUGAUCAACCACCUACAGGAGGCGCGGCAGGCUAAAGGCUACGACAGCCCGUCCUACCUGAAGAGACUGAAGAUGGACAAGGAGUUCAGGCAGAAAGUGAUGCUGGGAACGCCGUUCGUGGUGGUGUGGCUGGUGGGCUUCAUCGCUGACCUGGACAUCGACUCGUGGCUCAUCAAGGGCGUCAUGUACGCCGGCGUCUGGGUGGCCGUGCAGUUCCUCUCCAAGGCUUUUUUUGAUCACUCCAUGCACAGCGCUCUCCCUCUGGGAAUCUACCUGGCAACUAAGUUCUGGAUGUACGCCACCUGGUUCUACUGGUUCUGGAAUGAUCUGUCCUUCGCCACGGUCCACGUUCCCUUCCUCGUCAACUCGCUGGCUCUGUUCUACAACUUUGGAAAAUCCUGGAAGUCUGAUCCAGGAAUAAUCAAAGCAUCAGAAGAGCAAAAGAAAAAGACGAUAGUGGAGCUGGCAGAGACGGGCAGCCUGGAUCUGAGCAUAUUCUGCAGCACCUGCUUGAUACGGAAACCAGUCCGGUCCAAACACUGCGCCGUGUGCAACCGCUGCAUCGCCAAGUUUGACCACCACUGCCCCUGGGUGGGGAACUGCGUGGGAAGUGGGAAUCACCGCUACUUCAUGGGUUACCUGUUCUUCCUCCUCUGCAUGAUCUGCUGGAUGAUUUACGGCUGCAUCUCACACUGGAGGGUGCACUGUGCCACUAGCUACGCCAAGGAUGGCUUUUGGCUGUACCUGACGCAGAUCGCCUCCUGCUCGCCCUGGAUCUUCUGGAUGUUCCUCAACAGCAUCUUCCACUUGAUGUGGGUGGCAGUUCUCAUCAUGUGCCAGCUCUACCAGAUCGCUGCGUUGGGAAUCACCACCAACGAGAGGAUGAACGCGCGCAGAUACAAGCACUUUAAGGUCACGGCCACAUCCAUCGAGAGCCCCUUCAAUCACGGAUGCUUCAGAAACCUCGUCGACUUCUUCGAGAUCCGCUGCUGCGGCCUGAUCCGGCCCGUGUCGGUGGACUGGACCAAGCAGUACACAAUAGAGUACGACCAGACGUCCGGCUCAGGCUACCAGCUGGUGUAGAGGAGGAGGAGGAGGAGGAAGAGGAGGCUGCGGGGAGCGUCUGGACGUGGGGGACGGAUCCCUCCGGGAGCGCUUGCUUCUUUUUUUGCGUUUGUUCUUGGUGAAACCAUCUUGCCUUCACCGAUCAAAAAAGAAACCCACCAGGACGAGCAUGCGGUUACGGGGCGACACCACCGCCCCCACCCUCUCCACCUCCAUCUCUCCAACUAUUACUAAUACUAUUACUCUGCCACAGACCCUCCCCGACUCCUCUCCUCGCCCCGGAGCUUUUGGACGGUUUGCUGCUGCCAAACAUCAACGGAGAGGAGAUCGGGAGAGGAGGAGGAGGUCCGUGUGAGACGGGGGAGGGGCAGCCUCCUCCCUCCCCCUCUCAAAACGUUAACGUUUCUGCUGUUGUGCAUAUCUGCCGGGUCCGGGGAACAGAGGUGCGGCGGGAAGAAGGGAAUGUCUUUGUAAAGGAUUUUUGCACCGUGAAGCCGUCGGCGUUUGGAGGCGGAGCCUUUUGGAGGAGCGCCGCUCCGAACAGCUCUGAACGCGGCGCCGCGUCCAACAGACAAUGUGAUGCAGUUUAUUUAUUUGAAAGCUAUUUAUAGAUAAAGUAACUAUGGUUCAUCACUUUUUACAUUUGGUUUUAGCUGAGUAGGAUUUUAUGCGCAGGACUGGCUGCCUGAGAGGGCGGGGGAGGGGGGAGGGAGGGGGUAUUUAUUCAGCAGAGCCUCAUUCCACGUCUGCAGAAGCUGUAAAGUCUUAUUUUUGUUUGGUGUCUGACAUUGCACUGAUGGUUUUGGUCAGAGAGAGGAGGCCGCUUGUACAUAGAGACGCGUUUGGAGGUUCCUUCAUCAGUGUUAGUCCACAGUGUUUUUAUUGGGAUGGAAACAGGAAGGAAGUGGAGUGACUUUCGUCUGUACGUUUGUAGCUUUUAGUGACGUCUAUAGGCAUUUUAACCCCGACAUUUCCUCCCCCCUCCCCCGCCGACAAACUCAACUGCAUGUGUGAUGCUCGGGACCUCUGGUUGCCACGGCGACGGCUAGCCACCUGUCUGUAUAUAGUGAAUGUUAUGUAUUUACCAGAACUUUUUUGUUGGGUUUGUGUUUUUACGGGGGGCGGUCCUUCAGGUUGCCAGGUUUGACGGCUUACAUCCCAGUGUGUCCACAUAUUUCAACGUCGUUUCUUUCCCCUCAUUUCCGGGUCAAACAUGGCUGGCUUUGUUUCACCACUGGAUGUAAAAACUGUAAAGCAAGCAUUCUUCAGACCUGCAGUUUUAUGUUUAAUGUUUGUUCUUUUUUUCUAUGAGUGGAAAUGUGCUCAUGCAAUAGAUUUAGGGACAGGAGGUUCAAUCACCUAACUUCUGCGGGUUCUCUCUAACUGGUGACGACUGUUUCAUAUCAGCUUUCUUACAGAGAAGUCCACGUCAGACGUCUGGGCCGCACCGGUUCUUCCAGCAGUUUGAGCCCCCCCCCAUGUGAGGAAGAAAAGGAAAGCACAUAAUCAUGUCCAGUGCCUCUCUGCCCACCUUCAGACACCACUGUAACUCCACUUCAGAUGUAAACUUAUGGGCAUGGUUCAGUUUUAAUAAUAAAUACUCAAAUAGUCCAAA